This is a messenger RNA of Miscanthus lutarioriparius, 360 nucleotides long. NCBI's taxonomy places the organism in Eukaryota, Viridiplantae, Streptophyta, Magnoliopsida, Poales, Poaceae. The record is from the annotation of a GenBank genome assembly.
AUGGCGUCAAUGGAGGGAGAGGCGGCGCUGCCUCUCUCAGCUCUGCAGUUUCUUCAGUUUGUUAGGUACAAGCUUGUUAUUUUUCCAGAUUAUUCUACUGCCUACUUGAUCGGAUUGCAUGCCCAGAUAUUGAAAGACACCUGUUACGUGUUAACUGCAAAGCGCAGGAUAUGGGGUGAUCAAGGUCAGGCUGCACUAGAGAAGGCUAGCAUAUGCUUGCUUAACUGUGGUCCUACUGGAACAGAAGCGUUGAAGAACCUCGUGCUUGGAGGAAUAGGAAGUGUGACUGUUGUUGAUGGCUCCAAAGUUGAAGCAUCUGAUCUGGGGAACAAUUUUCUGUGUAAUUUCUUCGCUUUGUGA